Messenger RNA from Bufo gargarizans (Asiatic toad), 2071 nucleotides. RefSeq names its product glucose-6-phosphate isomerase (gene GPI). The coding region runs from base 106 to 1767 and encodes 553 amino acids. Gene Ontology annotation, biological process: gluconeogenesis; glycolytic process; glucose 6-phosphate metabolic process. The record is from RefSeq and is a predicted model, not a curated record. The transcript is spliced from 18 exons. NCBI's taxonomy places the organism in Eukaryota, Metazoa, Chordata, Amphibia, Anura, Bufonidae. Gene Ontology annotation, molecular function: monosaccharide binding; glucose-6-phosphate isomerase activity; carbohydrate derivative binding. Gene Ontology annotation, cellular component: cytosol.
CUGCCUGGACCUGUCAUUGCCUAUAAGAGGCGUAGUCAGCGGGGCGCCCACUUGUCAUCGCUCAGCAGCGGUCCUGCGUACUCCUCCGGCUCUCACCUCUCCACCAUGGCGCUCACCAGUGACCCCGUCUACCAGAAGCUGGCCAAGUUCUACGAAGCCAACCAUGGCUGCCUCAACCUGAGGAAGCUCUUCGAAGCCGACAAGGAACGGUUCAACAAGUUCAGUAAGACCCUCAACACCGGAGAAGGAGAAAUCUUGGUGGAUUACUCCAAGAACCUGAUCACUGAAGAGGUCAUCAAGCUGCUGAUAGAACUGGCCCGGUCAAGAGGUGUGGAGGCCGCCAGAAAGCGCAUGUUCUCUGCCGAGAAGAUAAACUUCACUGAGAACCGUGCUGUGCUACACAUUGCCCUGCGUAACCGCUCAAACGCGCCUAUCCAGGUGGACGGCAAGGAUGUGAUGCCAGAAGUCAAUGCCGUCUUGGGGAAGAUGAAGACGUUUUGUCAGAAAGUGCGCAGCGGAGACUGGAAGGGUUACAGUGGGAAGGCCAUCACGGACGUGGUGAAUGUGGGAAUCGGUGGCUCCGAUCUGGGUCCACUGAUGGUCACUGAGGCACUGAAGCCAUACUCUAAAGGUGGCCCCCGGGUCUGGUUUGUCUCCAACAUCGAUGGAACCCACAUGGCCAAAACCCUGGCAGAACUGAACCCAGAGACCACGCUCUUCAUCGUUGCAUCCAAGACCUUUACCACCCAGGAAACCAUCACCAAUGCCGAAACCGCCAAGGAGUGGUUCCUGAAGGCCGCCAAAGAUCCAUCUGCAGUGGCCAAGCACUUUGUUGCCCUCUCUACCAAUGCUCCAAAAGUAAAAGACUUUGGGAUUGACACGGCCAAUAUGUUUGAAUUCUGGGAUUGGGUCGGAGGUCGCUAUUCUCUCUGGUCCGCCAUUGGUCUCUCCAUUGCCCUCCAUGUCGGAUUUGACAACUUUGAGAAACUUCUUGCUGGAGCUCACUGGAUGGACAAUCAUUUCUGCAAUACUCCUCUGGAAAACAACAUCCCAGUCAUUCUGGCCAUGCUGGGAGUCUGGUACAUCAACUUCUACGGCUGUGAGACUCAGGCCCUGCUGCCCUAUGACCAGUACAUGCACCGAUUCGCCGCCUAUUUCCAGCAGGGAGACAUGGAGUCCAAUGGGAAAUACAUUACAAAGACCGGAGCGCGUGUCAACUACAACACCGGGCCUGUAGUCUGGGGGGAGCCUGGCACUAAUGGGCAGCAUGCCUUCUACCAGCUCAUACACCAGGGCACCCGUAUGAUCCCCUGUGACUUCAUGAUUCCUGCACAGAGCCAAAAUCCAAUCCGUGAUGGGCUUCACCAUAAGAUCCUCAUGGCCAACUUCCUGGCUCAGACCGAGGCGCUCAUGAAGGGGAAAUCUACAGAAGAGGCAAAGGCCGAGUUACAAGCAUCUGGACUGUCUGGAGAGGAACUGGAGAAACUGCUGCCACACAAGGUAUUUGAAGGAAACCGACCAACCAAUUCUAUAGUGUUCGGCAAACUCAGCCCCUUCAUCUUGGGCGCUUUAAUUGCAAUGUAUGAACACAAGAUCUUCGUUCAAGGAGUUGUGUGGGAUAUCAACAGUUACGACCAGUGGGGGGUUGAACUGGGGAAACAACUGGCCAAGAAGAUCGAGCCAGAACUGGAGUCCAAUGCCCCCGUCACCUCUCACGACUCCUCUACAAAUGGUCUCAUUAAUUUCUACAAGGCGCACAGAUUGUAAACCGGCACCUAGUGUUCAGCGGCCGCCAUCCUGUGUCCCAUUCUUGGCAAAAGGCACUUUCCUGAGCUUUGUCUGUCCUUGUAUUUUGUGUCCUUGUGUGUCCUCCUAUGGGGAGUAGCCCAUGGGGAUGAUGGAUUUGUCCUGUGUGCACCACCUAGAUGUAACUGCACUGUUCUAAACACCACAGUAGGGGGCACUCUGUAAUGGCAGUCACCAGAGCCCAGGCUGUAGUGGAACAUCUCCCCGGCGCUUGGGUCUUGUCCUGUGCAAAUAACGGUUUACAGAAUAAAAACCAUCAAACAAA